AUGCUGGGCGACAGCGAGUACCACUUCUCGUGGCGCCAUGACGGCAGCAAAACCUACACGUGGGAUGGCGCCAACCAGUACUGGGGCAACCUUGGCUCCGGCUGGCAGGGUAUCAGCAUCGAGACUCGCCAAGAGGACAGUCUCGUCAGAGAGGCGAUUACAGAAGAUCAUCUACCAUGGAUUUGGACCUCAGGUCAAAUCAAGAACCAUGGCUUCGCCUGGGCUUCAGGUGAAGAAUUCGUGGGUCUCAACUGGUCUCACACCGGCGGGAAUCAUCGACCACAACCAGACAACCGAGAGGGAAUGAGAAACUGCCUGGGGGUUCUCAACAACGUCUACGACGACGGCAUCAAGUGGCACGACAUCGCCUGCCACCACGACAAGGCCAUCAUCUGCGAGCGCAAAGUCAGAGUCCAUGGAUGAACACAAAUACACGCACAAACACGGAGAUGCACAUACAUCAAUGUGUAGUGUGUGUAUUUAUAUAUAGAUAUAUGAUAAGCCCAAUACAAACUUAU
Molecule: messenger RNA, 518 nt
Organism: Penaeus monodon (black tiger shrimp)
Lineage: Eukaryota; Metazoa; Arthropoda; Malacostraca; Decapoda; Penaeidae
Exons: 3
Coding region: 1-423 (140 amino acids)
Source: RefSeq, a predicted model, not a curated record